AUGGGCUUCAUUGUCGCUCGCUCCGUCGUGGGCUCCAUCCGCCUUGCCUCCAAGGCCCCUGUCGUUCGCUCGACUUUGAUCAAGCCUGCUGUCUAUCGCACGCCGGUGCAGUCGCGCGUCUUUUCCGUCGCCACCCCUCGUCUCACGAAGAAGAGCGAGGUCAUCAAGGAGACCGAAGUCCCUGUGUCCAUUUACAGCCCUGAUAGCAAAGGCACCGCCUCGAGCCCCGACCAUUUCAGCAUCCCCGUCAAGCCGGCUGCUCAACCCUCCGCUGCGCUCAAUGAAGAUGUUGAGAACGAGGACGUCGUUCCCCUCGAUCCCAAGGUCUACAAGGCCAUGUCCCCCACCAUGCAGAAGAUGUCCGUCAUGGGCAAGGUCAUCAUCAUUACUGGUGGUGCCCGUGGCCUCGGCAACCACAUGGCGAGAGCCUGUGCUGAGGCUGGUGCCAAGGCUGUCGUGAUCUUUGACGCCAACCAGGAACUGGGCGACGAAGCCGCCGAGGAGCUACACCGCAAGUCUGGUAUCGACGUCUCGUUCUUCAAGGUCGAUGUUCGUGACGGCAGCGCUAUUAACGCCGCUGUUGAUCAAGUUGUCAACCUCUACGGCGCUCCCGACGUUCUUGUCAACUCUGCCGGUAUCGCCGAUUCAAACAUCAAGGCCGAGACAUACGACCCUGCCAUGUUCCGUCGCCUGAUUGACAUCAACCUCACUGGUUCGUUCCUCAUGGCCCAGUCCGUUGGCCGCGUCAUGAUGGCCGCUGGCAAGCCCGGUUCCAUCGUUCUGGUUGCCUCCAUGUCCGGCAGCAUCGUCAACUACCCCCAGGAGCAGUCUUGCUACAACGCGUCCAAGGCUGGUGUCAUCCAGCUCGGCAAGUCUCUGGCUGCCGAGUGGGCCAAGUACUCCAUCCGCGUCAACUGCAUCUCCCCCGGCUACAUGGACACUGCCCUCAACAAAGUCCCUGCCCUCGAUGCCCAGAAGAAGAUCUGGCGUAGCUUGACUCCCCAGGAUCGCCUCGGCGCUGUUGAUGACCUCAACGGCCUCUGUGUCUUCCUAGCCUCGGACGCCAGUUCGUUCAUGACUGGCUCCAACGUCCUGAUUGACGGUGGCUACACUCUCUACUAG
Messenger RNA from Sporothrix brasiliensis 5110, 1122 nucleotides. RefSeq lists its product as uncharacterized. The transcript has 2 exons. Gene Ontology annotation, molecular function: oxidoreductase activity, acting on the CH-OH group of donors, NAD or NADP as acceptor. The record is from RefSeq and is a predicted model, not a curated record. NCBI's taxonomy places the organism in Eukaryota, Fungi, Ascomycota, Sordariomycetes, Ophiostomatales, Ophiostomataceae. The coding region runs from base 1 to 1122 and encodes 373 amino acids.